AUGAAAAGUUUAAAUUACCGAUUUCCUCAUUCAAGACAAGACUCAGGAUAAAUGAAUGUAGUUCGAUCAUAAUUACCUUAAGGUUAAUAAGUGAUUAAUGUGUUAAAUAAGUAAAAUACUUAAGUAAAUCAAAAGCCGCUAAAAUGAGUAAAAUUGUGAAAGAUCACCUGCUCCAAUAAUGCAUGGCUUAUAAAAAUUAGUAGUGCCAUCUAGUUAAUAAUCAUCAGCGAAUCAUUCUAAGAAGUCUUCGAUUUCAAAAUAAUAAUAGCCAAAAUAAAUUUCAUUUCUUAACUACUUGAUUCUUAAAGAUAAAUCAUAGAUAAUUUAAGAUGAAGAAAAAGAAAGUUAAACUUUAUAUAAUAUAUUUAGAUAUAAAUGAACCAAUAGUAUAAAAGAAUAUGUUUAAUUUUUAAUUUGUUAUUGGAAUUGGUGGAUUUGGUAAAGUUUGGAAAGUGGAAUAUAAAAAAACUGGUUAGAUAUAUGCAAUGAAAGAAAUGUCAAAAGCUUUGUAUUUGAUUGGUUGUAUUUUAGAAUAAUAGCAAAAAAGAGUGUGAAUUCAGUUAUGAAUGAAAAAAACAUUCUGAGUAAUUUAAAGCAUCCGUAUAUAUAUAUUAUCAAAUAUAGAUUUUUAGUUAAUAUAUAUUAUGCAUUUUAAGACAGAGAGAAUUUAUUUAUAGUCUUAGAUUAUAUGUAAGGUGGAGAUUUAAGAUAUCAUAUAGGUAAAAUGAGAAGAUUUUCGGAGGAUUAAACAAGUAUUUAAUUUAAAUUGAAAUUAAAGGGUUUUUUAUGGCUUGCAUCUUUUUAGGAUUAGAAUAUAUGCAUUCUAAAAAUAGUCUUCAUAGAGAUAUAAAACCAGAAAAUUUAGUGCUGGAUAAAAAUGGUAUUAAAAUACAAGAUAUUUUAGGUUAUGUCAGAAUAACAGAUCUUGGGAUUGCUAGAAAUUUAAGACCUGAUAAUUCAUAAGAUACUUCAGGAACACCUGGAUAUAUGGGUAUUAUUUUUAAUUAUAAAUUAAUAGCACCUGAAGUUAUGUGUAGAUAAAAUCAUUCUUUUGCUGUUGAUUAUUUUGCUUUAGGAGUUAUUGGAUAUGAAUUUAUGUUAGGAAAAGUAAUAAUUUGUAUUAUCUUAAAUUUAGAGACCAUAUACUGGUAGAACUAGAAAAGAAAUUAGAGAUUAAAUUCUAGCUAAAUAAGUAUAAAUUAAAAGAUCUGAAAUCCCAGAUAAUUGGUCUUUAGAAUCUGCAGAUUUUAUUAAUAGAGUAAUUUUUAUUAUUAAAUUAUUAUAAGUUAAUAUAAAGAAAACCUGCUAAUAGAUUAGGAUUUAAUGGUCCUCAUGAACUAAGAUAGCAUUCUUGGUUUAAAAAUUUUCCAUGGUAAAAAUUAAUGAAUAAAGAAUUGAAAUCUCCUUAUAUACCUAAUGUAUUAAAUCUAUAUAUUUAGUAAAAUGAGGAUAAUUUUGAUGCUAGAUAAAUAUCUAUUGAAGAUGAUGAAAAUAAUGAACUUAUCUAAUAACAUUCAAUUAUGUUAAGAAGAAAUUCGAUAUAAUGUAUAUAGAUAAUAAUCUUAAUUAGCUUAAUUUUCUGGAUAUGAAAUGGAUAAUUUUAGUGAAAAGUAAAAUACAUAGUUCAAUAAUUUUUGA
Molecule: messenger RNA, 1638 nt
Organism: Paramecium sonneborni
Lineage: Eukaryota; Ciliophora; Oligohymenophorea; Peniculida; Parameciidae
Source: the annotation of a GenBank genome assembly